GAAUAUAGUACUAAUAUAUAUCGACCCGCGCGGUCCCGGUCAGUUUCGUGCAUCCAAUAUGGCUGGUCGAAGUGGUUUCGAAGAUUCAAGAGAUCAUGGAGGUGGAUACCGAAGUGGCAAAAAGCCAUUACCUAGUGAACCACCUUAUACCGCAUUUGUGGGAAAUUUGCCACAUGGAGUUGUACAAGGAGAUAUUUGCAAAAUUUUUUCAAACCUUAAAGUUAAAGGAGUCAGACUGGUGAAAGAUAAAGAAACUGAUAGGUUUAAGGGUUUUUGUUAUGUUGAGUUUGAAGAUUUGACAGACUUAGAAACUGCAAUGAAAAUGGAUGGCUUAGUACAAGUAGAACAAAAUUUUAUUAAAAUAGAUGUAGCAGAUGGAAAGAGAAAUGAGAGAGGAGGUGGUUUUGACAGACGAAACCGUACCGGUGGUGGAGGUGGAGGAGGAUAUAGAGGAAGAGAUGGUCCCCGUGGUGGAUAUGGAGAUGAUCUCGGUAGCAAAUCUAUGUAUUCCAGAAGCUAUGUAGGUCAGAGUCACGGUGCUAGCAGACAAGGUACUACUUGGGAUAUGAAGGGUGGUAGCCGGGGCAACUUUAAUCAACUUAACGAUGAUGCAGGAAGUGGAAGUCGGGAAUGGUCUCGUAACACGUCAUCUAGAAUGUAUGGUAACAGACCACCACCGCCUGCCCGCGGAGGACCUGGAAUGGAACGAAAACCAUUUCAUGAUGAACCAGCAUAUAAAGAUCCACCUCCAGCUGACACAGCUGGGAGGAAACGCUUGGUACUAGCACCAAGGACAAUACCAGAUCCCAUAAAUGCGAUUGCUGAAUCAAGUAAAUCAAGUUCAAUUUAUGGCGGUGCAAAACCCCGGGAGGAGAAAAUGAGUACUGAUGAUAAGUAAACACAUUAUCAUCAUCAUCAUUAGUUUCUAAUUCCCUAAUUUCAGGGAAAUGAACUUUCCCAACAUAAAAAAAAUUUGGAAAUCCAUGCAAGACACCUUCGUUUCCUCAAUUGUAAUGGGGAGAAUCUCUUCAGAGAUAGAAUGAAAUUGUCAUAAUUUUUAUUUACCCCUAAGGGGACGUCUUCCCCACAAAUACAUAAUUAUAAAAAGUGAUUUACUGAGAUUUUUAAGUUUUAUGCAGUUGGCAUUUUUAAUUGAUAAUAAAAUUUUCUCGCCUAGUGCCCUCUCUAUUUACAUUAACUUCUUAAUUUAAAAACAGAGAAUGUAGUAAUAAAUUGAGAAUUUAAAGUAAAAAUUGUGUGCACAUGCAUACUCCAAUAUAACGUUGGUUAUGUGUAAUUAUAUACAUAUAAAUAUAAUUAAUCGCAUCACGUAUGUAUAUACAUGUAUGCACGCGUGCGCGCACAUACAGACAUUCGUAUUAUAUGUGUAUAUAUGUACAUGUAUACGUGAAUCAUGAUUUUCAUACGGAAAGUAUAAUAUGUAUUUUAAUAUUCAUGUCAAUUUCAUGUUGGGUGUUGUAUCGGUUUAUAAUAAUAUUGAGGGUAUGUGUACAAAUCAUUGCAAAUAUAUGCUAUCACCGUACGUAUAUUUGAUUUCGUGAAAAAAAAGAGAAACUAAUUCUAAAAACUAUUGUACUCUAGAAUAAUUUUUAUCUCAAUGAGUACAAAACUUUGUCCUUGGUUUCAUUUCCUUCCUUACAAUUUUUACUUUACAAUUUAAACCAAUCAUUGUAUGCUUACUAAAACGAAUAAUGAAUAAUUGUUUAAUAUGAGAGAUCAAUGAAAUAUAAAAAUAUUAAACAAUUAUUUACACGCUUGUGAGGUACUGAUAAACAAUUGCAAGAAAUAAAAGGUAUUUGAGUGUUUGGAAGAAUUAUACAUCAGUGAAUGCGUAUGAGAAUAAUGUGUCGAUUAUUACGCAAUAAUAUUGUGUAACAAAUUAACUAUACUAGUAUAAAGGAUAUCGAUCAUUUGAAAGAGUAUCGAUGAUUAUAAGAUAAUACAGGAAUAUUUGAAUUAACGAUAAAUAUAUUAUAUAAAACUAAGCUUGUAUAUGACACUAUUUCUUGAAUAAAGUAGUUGUUUGCCUUGUAUUCGUGUAAUACAUCAUCGUUAGACUAAGUGAUAGAAAAUAAAAUAAAACUUAUGUAAACAAUA
Molecule: messenger RNA, 2118 nt
Organism: Ceratina calcarata
Lineage: Eukaryota; Metazoa; Arthropoda; Insecta; Hymenoptera; Apidae
Gene: eIF4H1
Product: eukaryotic translation initiation factor 4H1
Exons: 5
Coding region: 59-898 (279 amino acids)
Molecular function (GO): RNA binding
Source: RefSeq, a predicted model, not a curated record